Acyrthosiphon pisum (pea aphid) is the source of this 592-nucleotide messenger RNA. RefSeq names its product proteasome inhibitor PI31 subunit-like. The coding region runs from base 87 to 299 and encodes 70 amino acids. The record is from RefSeq and is a predicted model, not a curated record. NCBI's taxonomy places the organism in Eukaryota, Metazoa, Arthropoda, Insecta, Hemiptera, Aphididae. The transcript is spliced from 2 exons.
AUGAUGUGUUUCUUUUUUUUAAUUUUUCUUUAUUUUUUUUUUGUGUCCGUGUACACGAUAAGUAGUCGAAAUAGUCAUCACACGGCAUGCCAGAUUCGAAUCCUAUAGGAGGUGGUGGUAUGCUCUUCGAUCCACUUAUGCAGAGAAGAAGACCAAAUAAUGGGCCAGGGAUUCCUCCAAUGGCACGUUUUGACCCAACCCUCCCAAUCAAUCCAGAUCCAAUGAUGCCUGGUAGUUUUAGUAGACCCCGUCCGGAUCAUAUGAGACCACCAGAUUUUGAUGAUAGUUUGUAUAUGUAAAAUAAUCAUGUAAAAAAUCAUUCAAUAUCUCUAUAAAUAUUAUUUUAAUUUUAUCAAAAUAAAGUUUUAAUUAUUGACUAAAUUGACAUGAGUAUUACUUAUAUCCUUGAUUUUAGGAUAUACACAUAAGUCACAUUCUAUUGUUAAUAUGGAAAGUAGCUAAUUGCAUUCGACUGCUGGAUUUUCUGUAUCUGCUUGCAUACGGCGACUGAAUGCAAUUAGCCGCUUACAAUAUUAACAAUACGAUGACUUAUCUGCAUAUUAAAAAAUCAAUGCAUACACUAAACAUUAAU